AUGGCCUCAUCUCAUCAUGUCCUUCUCAUCGGCGGCCACGGCAAGAUUGCUCAGCUGCUCACGCCCUUGCUGCUCAAAAGAUCAUGGACCGUGACCAGCAUGAUCCGUACUCAGGAGCAGGCCCCUGCCAUUGAGAAGCUCGGCAGUGGUUUGCCUGGCAAGCUCCACGUUCUGGUCAGCAGUGUGGGUGAAGUUUCUACACAAGAACGUGCCGCGGCCAUUUUAAACAACGUUAAACCUGAUUACGUCGCGUGGAGUGCCGGCGCCGGCGGCAAAGGCGGCCCCGAAAUGGCAUAUCGAGACGCGGCAGUCCAUUUCAUCCGCGCUGCCGCUGACAUUCCCUCUAUUAAACGAUUCCUCCUCGUGUCGUACGGGGGUUCUCGGCGCGCAGGGGCUUCGUGGUGGCCAGAGGGCGAGUGGGACGAGUACAACAAGAAGGUCAACUACGGCGUGCUCGCGACCUACUACAAGGCCAAGAUUGCUGCGGAUGAAGUCCUCUACGAGACGUCCAAGAAGAGUUCUACUCUUGUUGGCAUUUGCCUUCGACCAGCCACGCUUACUGACGAACCUGCUGGCAAGGUUGAGCUCGGCAAGACGGCUCAUGUAAAUGGCGAUGCUAGCAGAGCUACAGUGGCGGCCACCGCAGAUGCCUUACUCGCUGCAGACGGUGUCAAGAACACAUGGCUUGAUCUUCAGGGCGGCAGUGAAGACCUUGACGCGGCUGUAAAGAGAUGCAUCAAGGAUGGAGUUGAUACAGCCGAGGGAGAGGAAAUUUUUACUUCCAGAAUUUAA
Molecule: messenger RNA, 792 nt
Organism: Metarhizium brunneum ARSEF 3297
Lineage: Eukaryota; Fungi; Ascomycota; Sordariomycetes; Hypocreales; Clavicipitaceae
Source: RefSeq, a predicted model, not a curated record